Molecule: messenger RNA, 1047 nt
Organism: Pogoniulus pusillus (Red-fronted tinkerbird)
Lineage: Eukaryota; Metazoa; Chordata; Aves; Piciformes; Lybiidae
Product: skin secretory protein xP2-like
Exons: 1
Coding region: 1-1047 (348 amino acids)
Source: RefSeq, a predicted model, not a curated record
AUGGCCCCGCGGCUGCCCCUCGCUGCGGCGCUCCGGGCCCGGCUGCGGGACCGCAGCUCUCCCCCAGCCCCACGGCUGCUGCCCGGCCCCGGCUGCGCACCGCAGCUCUCCCCCACCCCCACGGCUGCUGCCCUGCCCCGGCUGCGCACCGCAGCUCUCCCCCACCCCCGCGGCUGCUGCCCUGCCCCGGCUGCGGGACCGCAGCUCUCCCCCACCCCCGCGGCUGCUGCCCUGCCCCGGCUGCGCACCGCAGUUCUCCCCCACCCCAUCCCCGCGGCUGCUGCCCUGCCCCGGCUGCGGGACCGCAGCUCUCCCCCAGCCCCUUCCCGCUGGCUGCUGCCCUGCCCCGGCUGCGGGACCGCAGCUCUCCCCCACCCUGCUCCCCGCGGCUGCUGCCCGGCCCCGGCUGCGGACCGCAGCUCUCCCCCAGCCCCUUCCCGCUGGCUGCUGCCCUGCCCCGGCUGCGCACCGCAGCUCUCCCCCACCCUGCUCCCCGCGGCUGCUGCCCGGCCCCGGCUGCGCACCGCAGCUCUCCCCCAGCCCCUUCCCGCUGGCUGCUGCCCGGCCCCGGCUGCGCACCGCAGCUCUCCCCCAGCCCCUUCCCGCUGGCUGCUGCCCGGCCCCGGCUGCGCACCGCAGCUCUCCCCCAGCCCCACGGCUGCUGCCCGGCCCCGGCUGCGCACCGCAGCUCUCCCCCAGCCCCACCGCUGCUGCCCGGCCCCGGCUGCGCACCGCAGCUCUCCCCCAGCCCCUUCCCGCUGGCUGCUGCCCGGCCCCGGCUGCGCACCGCAGCUCUCCCCCAGCCCCUUCCCGCCGGCUGCUGCCCUGCCCCGGCUGCGCACCGCAGCUCUCCCCCACCCCCACCCCGCUCCCCGCCGGCGCCGCUCCGGGCACGCCGCGGCCCAGCUGCCUGCCCCCGCCUCGGCCUCCCGUAGAGCCGCGGCCGCCCGAGGUGCGUCCCCGCACGGCACAGGUGGCUACGCAAGGCCGCGGCUGCGGCGCGGCCUGCCCGAGCCUUGCUCCGCUCUUACCCGGCGGAUGCGGUGA